GCGGGGGGCGGGGGGGGACCCGCUCAGGUAAACACCCAAGAUGGCGGCGGCGGGAGGCGGCGGCGGAGGGCGGCCGGGCCUGGCGGAGCUGCCCGGGGAGCUGCUGGAGCUGAUCCUGUGCUGCGGCGUGCUGGGCGCCGCCGACAUCGGGCGGGUGGCCUGCACCUGCCGCCGCCUGCGGGACGCCUGCCAGCCCCGCGGCAAGGUGUGGCGGGAGUGCUUCCGCCUCAGGUGGCCAUCGCUGCUGAAAUACUACAGCCACACAGAUGGUGUUAGCUGGCUUGAAGAAUACAAAGCACGGCACAAUGCUGGACUAGAAGCCCAGAGAAUUGUAGCUUCGUUCUCCAAAAGGUUCUUUUCAGAACACGUCCCCUGUGAUGGAUUCAGUGACAUUGAGACUCUUGGAUGCCCAAGUCACUUUUUUGAGGAUGAGCUGAUGUGUAUCCUUAACAUGGAAGGAAGGAAAGGCCUCACCUGGAAGUACUAUGCAAAGAAAAUUCUCUACUUCCUACGGCAACAGAAUAUAUUAAAAAAUUUGAAGGAGUAUCUUCAACGCCCUACUGAUCAGCAGUCGUUUUUAGAGGGUGCUGUUUUAAUUGACCAAUACUGUAACCCGCUCUCAGACAUCUGCUUAAAAAGUGUCCAGGCACAGGUGGAUGAUAUCACAGAUAAAGUGCGCAAAGUCCUUCGGACAAAAAAUCCAAGGCACCCCAGCUUGGCUUCCAAGGCAGGAGAGGUCCUGAUUCCAGAAGUGGAGCUUCAGCGGCAGGUACUUGAUGCUAUGAAUUGUGUCCUGUAUGAGCAGUUAAAAUACAAAGGAAAUGAGCUGGAUUACUAUAAUUCCCUGAAUUCAUACAUUCACCAGGUUUUGAUCCGCAGGACAGGAAUUCCCAUCAGUUUGUCUGUGCUUUAUUUAACAAUUGCCAGGCAGCUGGGAGUCAAACUUGAGCCAGUCAACUUCCCUAGUCAUUUUUUGCUGCGAUGGUGUCAAGGAAAAGAAGGAAGCACAGAUAUUUUUGACUACACUUACAUUGACGCCUUUGGGAAGGGGAAGCAGCUGACCGUGAAGGAGUGCGAGUACCUUAUAGGCCACCAUGUGACGGAGGAGUUCUAUGGGGUGGUGACUUCGAAAGAGGUCUUGCAGCGCAUGGUGGGAAACCUCUUAAACCUGGGCAAGCGAGAAAGCACUGAUCAGUCUUAUCAACUCUUGAGAGACUCCUUGGAUCUGUACCUGGCCAUGUAUCCGGACAAUGUGCAGCAUCUAAUGCUCCAGGCUAGGUUAUACUUCCACCUGGGAAUCUGGCCAGAAAAGGUUCUGGACAUCUUGCAGCAUAUUCAGGCCUUGGAUCCAUCCCAGCACGGGGCCGUCGGGUACUUAGUUCAGCAUACCCUAGAGCAUAUUGAGCGCCGGAAGGAGGAGGUGGGACCCGAGGUGAAGCACCGCUCGGAUGAGAAACACAAAGAGGUCUGCUUUUCCAUUGGGCUGAUUAUGAAACACAAGAGAUAUGGCUACAACUGCGUCAUUUACGGCUGGGAUCCUGCCUGCAUGAUGGGGCAUGAAUGGAUCAGAAAUAUGAAUGUCCACAGCCUUCCGCAUGGCCCCCACCAGCCUUUCUACAACGUGCUAGUGGAAGAUGGCUCUUGCAGAUACGCUGCUCAAGAGAACCUGGAAUACAACUCUGAGCCUCGGGAGAUUCCUCACCCUGACAUUGGCCGCUAUUUUUCAGAGUUUACCGGCGUUCACUACCUAGCAAAUACCGAGCUAGAAAUUCGGUACCCAGAGGAUUUGGAGCUGACGCGUGCCACAGCUCAGAAGAUCUACAGUUCAGGCAAGGAGUGAGUGCAAAAGGCGUUGUGAGGACAGAAGCAGCCAGAGUGUAGCUUUGCCCUCUUUUGUAAAACUUGCCUGGAAGGCAAGUUUGGUGACAAUCCUUUGGCUUUAAUGCAUUGAAAACUGCAUUAAACUUCAUAACCGGUGCUAUAGCAUCUUUCCGUUGCCUGCCUGCCCAUUCUGGCCCACAGGGACACGUCGGUAGCUGAGGCCAGGUGUAAGGAUCUUGCAGGGACAGUCGUGCUAGGAAGCGCAUUGUCCUACGGAAAGAUUUUGCCUCCUGCUCGUUCUGUGAUCGUCUUGCCUAGGAGGUUGAUGCAGUGAGACCCCUGGUGUGGAAUAUUGGAAGAAACUCCAACUUGCAGAGAAGUUGCUUGUCCUUGCGAUGUUGUGGGGUUUUUGUUGUUGGUUGUUGUUGGUUUUUUAUGUAUAUCUCAUGCAGGUGAUAGUUUUUAAAGCCUCUUACGUUUGACUGUCUCCCCUCCGGUCUGAAUCUUUGGUCAGAUUGUGCUUCACCUCUGUAGUCUGAUUGUUCACAGAGCUACUGUCCCGAUUCUGAGCAUCCUUACUGACUGGGAAAGAGCCCCUGCAGCAAAAACAGAAGCAGCAAGGCUUCCAGGGUGGCAAGCACCAUGAUAACACAGAGGUCCAGCCGGCCACCUCGCGGCUGACACAGACUCUCCUAAUGCAGAAGACGAGCUGCUAGCCCUUUCCUGCGCCUGCCAAACCCACCCAGCCCAUGUUCUUACCUUGUUCUUUGCUCUGUUCACUGUGUGUGUUGUUGUGACCUGCGGCACAGCCCUGAGUGCUCCCAGGACGACCCUGAGCCGCUUGGCACUGCUUCGGGGGAGCUUGGAGGUCGCUGCACGACCCGUGGGGAGCUGCUGGUCACCGCUGCCUCCGGGCUGUAGGUAUUUAUGCAAUACAGUGGGAUCGUGACUGGAAACGGGCCAGCCCUGGAGACAGCCCAGCGGUGUGUGGAAGAGAGAUGUUAAUUCCUGCAGCUCGAGGCCUUUUUCCUUUUUGCCAAAGGAGACCGGAUUUUGGCGGGGGUUGGAGCGGGGACACGCACUGCAGUGCCCAGAAGGGAAGAGGCUUAGCAGCUCAGCGCACGUGAAUUUCCACACGGCUUAAAGGCCCUUUGUGACAGAGUCACUGCAGAGAAGGUUUUCCUCUGCAUUCAGGUAUUAUGGGGUGCGGAAUGACCAAGUGUGCGUGCAUAUACAGAGCCUGCAGAGCCCUGGUUUCUGAAGCAAAGCCUGCAGGCUGGCUGCAGCAGCGUGCCCUGUCACUUAGCAGUUACAGCACCGUAGUUCUGUCAGAGAGUUAGGUACUGUGUCCUGUUAGGUGGAGGCUCUUAGUCUAUUAUAGCACUUCAAGUAUCACCACAUGCAAUCCCACACCCCUCCUCCUGAGAGAAUGCUUGACCUGCAUGCCAUCCUACUGAAGUACAGAGCACCGGUUAAAUACGAGAAAUAAAUACUGACAGCCCAGCACUUUUCCCAGUGGAGCGGUGGUGGUGGUGGUCUGCAGGAAUCUCGGUGCUUUAAGAAGAGCAGCCCUGCAUGGCUAGUGCUGAGGGGCGGUGAGGGUGCUGCACUCCAGGUACCACUGCAUCUUUCAGUAAGUGUGUACUGAAAUGAAUUUGGAGUGGGGGGAGGAAUUUCCUCCGAAGCCAAAUGGAUCCAAGUGAAAGCAGGGCAGGAAGUCGUCAGGCAAAAUCUUAAAAUCCAUCCCUCUUGGUUUUGAGGGUUGGAGUAGAUAGACUUUGACCCUCCAACCCUUUCUGAGGGUUGGAAACAGAUCCCAAAGCAUCCUGACAGGGAUGCAGGGUAAGGAAUUGGGACUCUUGGGUCAUGAGGUCGAUGCUGGUGGCUGAGAACAGGAGCAGGGCUGGGGCCUCCCUGUUCCCAGCCGUGGCUCUGAGGGUGCCCUGGGACAGCGUCUGUGUCAGUGCAUUUCCUGGGGCUCUGGGUGUCCCUCUGUCAGUCCGGUGGCACCUUGCCCCUCGCAGGCACACCCAGUUACCACGCACCGAGCUCCUAGGACUCGUGUGCUGUCUGAAUGCCAAGUAGAACCGUGCCAUAAAAAAGCGGCAGUCACCAACACGGAGCUGCCCAAAGCUUCUCUGAAAACUGGUGCUGGUCGUGCUUGUAAUCCACGUGAAAACGUGCUGCGCGCUUUAAGGUGCGGGUCCCAGAGCAGCUGGCAGAGCCCAUUUUACCCAGCCCUCUGGGGCCAGUCUCUGUACUCCAGAGUGAGCCUGGAUGCGCGUUGGGAAGCGCUCCUGGCUGCAGCUCCUGCACACAUUCCCCAGCCACAGGCUUCCAGCAGGUUGUUUCUGCGUGGGGUGUAACGGGGGAGCAUUCCUGUGCAGCUGGGCACGGAUGUGCUGCAAGCGACUGGUGUGGGCCACAGCUGGUGGAGACCUGGAGGCCUGCACCGCACGGGGUCAGAUUUGGGAAUUGGAACAAAACCAAAGGCAGAAGCAUGUGAAGGCUCCCCUUUUGCUCCCGGGGGCUAGGCGUGCCACCCCCUCCUUAUGUUCCUCCCGCAGCCUGGGGGAUGGCGGUGUUGCGUGCUGUGGGUUCAGUCCGUAACUAGUUUUAGGGAGGGGGAAUUGCCCCGUGAGUAUUUGCAGCUUUGGGAGGCAUCCGCAGCGGCUGGGAUCCCACCGUGUGUGUUUGCCUGUGCAGCCAGUGGCUCCCCUGUCCCCCCUCUCCCCUCCUGGCCUCGCAGCAGCCGUUUCCCCGGGAAGACAGGAGAGGAUCCCAAAAGUUCCUCGUGUCUGUGAGUAGGGUCUGGGUCCCCAUGAGCGAUGUACGUGUGCUAGAGAUGUGUGUCAUGCCUCGCCACCUGUCCUCUGUUGUGUCUGUGCAGAGCUCACUUGGAAAAAGGGAUGUUUUGCUUCCCGGAGGAGGUGGAAUUACUGCCUGAGCUCGCAGAAAGCCCGGCCUGGUGGGUGUGGGGUGGCACCGGCAUCACCUGGCUCCCCUGGGGCAGGGGGUGCAGCUGAUGCCCCUCUUCUCCCUCGCCUUUCUGUGCCAUAAGCUGGGGCAGGGCAGGUGCUGUCACCUGAAAAUGGCUUUCUGGAGGGUGAAGGAAAAAAUAAUAGAGGGUGGAGGGGGAAGAGGAGGCAGCAGGGGGAGGCAGGCAGUAGCAGGAGCUGCCUCGUGCCAAAAGGAAAAAUGGAGAGAGGCGCAGUGGCCGUGGGCUGGGUUAGAGCAGGGCAGGGGUCUUGUGGCUCCCCUGUGUCACGGGGCAGAGCCCCUUGGGUGAGAGGCAAGGGCUGGGGGCUGCAGCCUCCUGGAGAGGGCCGUCCUCGUGCUGCUGCUCCGGAGAGCCGCACGUCCCUCGGGCAGCGUGGGGCAGGAGAGGGCCAGCCGGAGCCUGGAAGCGAUGCGGUUCCUUUCCUCUUUGUGCGUGGCUUCAAAUAAAAUAAAAUGAACCAUCCCCACUUGG
Molecule: messenger RNA, 5293 nt
Organism: Cygnus olor (mute swan)
Lineage: Eukaryota; Metazoa; Chordata; Aves; Anseriformes; Anatidae
Gene: FBXO21
Product: F-box protein 21
Exons: 12
Coding region: 41-1840 (599 amino acids)
Molecular function (GO): DNA binding; protein binding
Source: RefSeq, a predicted model, not a curated record